AUGGAAGGCAGCGUUCAAAACAUUGAUAGAGCAAAGAAAUCUUCCAGAUGGGGAAAAGAUUCAUUAUUUAAAAAGUAUUUAGGUGGCCCAGUGAGACAGGUGGUAGAAAAUUAUUUUCUGUUGUCAACAGACUAUGCCUACGAAGAUGCGAAACGACUAUUGGACGAAAGGUAUGGUAACCCAUUUGUGAUAGCAUCAGCUUUUCGGGAUAAACUUGAAUCCUGGCCAAAGAUUGUACCAAAAGAUGCUUCUGGGUUGCUUAAAUUCUCUGACUUUUUGAAGCAGUGUCUUACAGCAAUGAGUAGUGUUCCAAGCUUAAGUGUUUUGAAUGAUAGCCGAGAAAAUCAAAAAAUGUUGUCCAAGUUGCCUGAAUGGCUAGUUAUAAGGUGGAACAGAAUUGCAGCCACAUCGAAGGAAGAACUCAAUGUGUUCCCCUCCUUUAAGCAGUUUGUUGACUUUGUUUCGAAGGAAGCAAAGAUUGCUUCGGACCCAGUUACUUCUGUCUUUUACGUCAAGGGUAAUCUCAGUUCUGCUAGUGACAAGGCUGGAAAAUACACACCUAGACAGGCUAAGGCUUCUGCCAGUCCUGGUUGUCGUUCCUAUCUUUCGAAUACACAGCCGACUACAUAUCAAGGUUCACGUCAGUCUCAGAAUGUUUGUCCUUUAUGUCAAAAGCACCAUUGUCUUGAUGUUUGUUUUUCCUUUCUGAAAAAGUCGGUAGUUGAUCGAAAGGCCUUCGCAUUGGAAAAGAAACUGUGUUUUGGUUGCUUACAGAAAGGCCAUGUAUCUAAAAGUUGCAGACAACGGUUAAAAUGUAAUGUUUGUUCUAAGAAUCACCCUAGCUCUCUACAUGGUGACAAACUUACACAGAGUGAUUCCAGGAAGACUGGCAGCGAAAAUAGUAAUGGUGAUGUCAACAAGGAGACCGCAGUUACAGGUACACCUGUACAGGCUGGACACUCAGGUGCUGCGUUCUUAAGCAACAUAGGCCAGAUCAGUAAGUGUUCAAUGAUUCUACCUGUGUAUGUAUCGCAUCGCGACAAUCCUGAUAGGGAGGUUCUUGUAUAUGCUUUAUUGGGCACUCAAUCAGAUAUCACCUUUUUGUUAGGUGAUACACGCAGUGCAUUGGGUCUUUCUGGGGUUGACGUUAAAUUGUCACUAUCAACUCUGCAUGCCGAGAACAAAAUAGUGAACAGUCAAAAGUUGAGGGGUCUACAAGUUAGAGGUUUCUAUGAUCUUACCCGUAUAACCUUACCUGAUACCUAUACAAGGGAGAUAAUGCCAGCCAAUCGUGCACACGUUCCAACACCCGAGCAUGCUAAGUUCUGGCCGCACUUAAAAUGCAUUUCUGACUGCUUACCACAUCUGCAAGAGGCAGAGAUAGGUUUGUUGAUUGGAUAUAACUGCCCACAAGCUCUAGUCCCUCGGGAAGUUAUUACUCCUGUUGGUAAUGGUCCUUUCGCUCAAAAGACAGAUUUGGGAUGGACAAUAGUUGGAACAAUUGAUUUAAACUGCGUUGAAGAUGACUCAAUCGGCUUGAGUCACCGUGUUCUCUGUUGCGAAGUUCCUUCGGCUCUAUCAGUAAGGAGUAAGUGA
This is a messenger RNA of Mercenaria mercenaria, 1596 nucleotides long. RefSeq lists its product as uncharacterized. The transcript has a single exon. The record is from RefSeq and is a predicted model, not a curated record. Gene Ontology annotation, molecular function: nucleic acid binding; zinc ion binding. Bases 1 to 1596 code for a protein of 531 amino acids. Lineage: Eukaryota; Metazoa; Mollusca; Bivalvia; Venerida; Veneridae.